AAAGAUGAUAAAUUACUAAAUAUAAUAGCGAAAGUGGGAUGCCCUGCGUUUUCUCGUGAUCUAUUCUCUCUCGACCAUGGACGCGUUCACUUCCUUCUUCGAUUCCCAAUCAAGGGCCGGCUGGAGCUACGAUACGCUGAAGAACUUCCGUGAGAUCUCGCCGGUCGUACAGACUCAUCUCAAGAAGGUUUACCUCACUUUAUGUUGUGCACUUGUUGCAUCCGCCGCUGGUGCCUAUUUGCAUAUCCUUUGGAACAUUGGUGGCCUUCUUACAACAUUUGGAUGUAUGGGAAGCGUAGUCUGGCUUUCCUUUGUUCCACCACAUCAAGAGCAAAAGAGGGUUGCUCUAUUGUUGGCAUCUGCGGCUCUGCAAGGGGCGUCAGUUGGUCCUCUGAUUGAGUUGGCUAUUGAAAUUGAUCCUGGUGUUCUGGUAUCUGCAUUUGUGGGAACUGCAGUUGCCUUUUGUUGUUUCUCUGGAGCUGCCAUGUUGGCAAGGCGCAGAGAGUACCUUUAUCUUGGUGGUCUGCUUUCAUCUAGUUUGAGUAUGCUUCUCUGGCUGCAUGUUGCUUGCUCCAUCUUUGGUGGCUCCACAGCACUGUUUAAGAUGGAGAUAUACUUUGGCCUCUUGGCGUUUGUGGGCUAUGUAGUCUUUGACACACAGGACAUAAUUGAGAAAGCACACUCGGGUGACUUGGACUAUGUGAACCAUGCUCUGACCCUUUUUAUUGAUUUUGUUGGUGUCUUUAUCCGCAUUCUGGUAAUUAUGUUGAAAAAUUCAAUUGAGAAGAAUGGUGACAAGAAGAAGAAGAAAAGGAGUGACUGAGUUUCUGGAAAGUUGCUGGGCUGGAAAGAUGGAAAGUCUGAAAGUUGUUAAUGGAUGUGAUGAAAAUAAUGAAAAAUAUGUUGAUGCUUGAAAUGAAAUCAGAGCAUGUAGUGUGUGGGUAAGUUGAUUUUACUAUGUGAAUAUAAACCAGUGGUGUGUUUUGUUAGUAUUUGCUUUUCAUUUUCCUUUUUCGUAUUCAAUGAUUUGUGAGGGGAAACUUUGACUAAACCACUAAAUCAGGGUUUCUUCAUGGUGAAUGUGCUACGAGAUGGGCAUUUCUCAGCUUUGCUGAGAUUUAGGAGACCUCUUUUUCACUGUUGUUUAAUUACCAAUGUAAGUAAUAAAAUGUUUUUAUAUGCAUGCUGGUUCAGAAGUGUUUUAUGUUUUGUUUAACUACGCCUGCCCAGGAAAAUACCUAUUAGCAAACUAAGAAUAAAAAUUUAUUAUACAG
Rubroshorea leprosula is the source of this 1274-nucleotide messenger RNA. NCBI's taxonomy places the organism in Eukaryota, Viridiplantae, Streptophyta, Magnoliopsida, Malvales, Dipterocarpaceae. The record is from the annotation of a GenBank genome assembly.